AUGUUAGAUUUCAUGGAAAGUGUUCAGAAUGCGUUCUAUGAGGCAUCGCACUGGAAUCUCGACAAUUCGUAUGGCGCAUUGAACGCAACGGCACGCGCAUUGCUUGAUUUCCAAACACCCAAAGGCCUGCGGCUGCAGAUAUCGUCGCUCGCUGCUCCGAAUUUCGCUACAUCAUACACGCUGGGGAAUGUCGGCGUAGUGGAUGGCUCUGUCUCUUACCUUUAUUCGUCGUUACCGCUGCACAGGAAGCUGAAAAGCGCCGAACUCGACCUGCACCAUGUAGUAAGGGGGUACCGCCAUCUGCAAGAACUACGUCGACCGGAUGAGGAGUGGUGGUCGGAGAUAUGGCACAAUGGAAAGCGCAUAGACCAGAAAGAUACACUGCUCUAUGGCCGCAUAUUCCUCCCCCAGUCCAGGCUAGAGGCCCUUUACUUACGUCGCGUCACCCCGACCAGACAGUUACGAGUCUCCGCUGUCAGCGACUCCGCCCUGAACAAUGGCGGCACAAUCCUUACAUUACUGCAAAACGAUACCGGAAAGUAUAGCACCGAAUACAUGUACAGUACUGAUUCUGCUCUCAUGGGAUUGCGAGGGCUGUACAACUUCGGAGCCGAUCCUAGAGUUACGCCUACGAAUCCAAUCACCACCACACCAUCAACGUCCGAAAUCGUGCAUGGGCGCUUCAGUGCGGGAGCGGAACUCUACUACGGCCUUUUGAAUAAGAGUGGUGGUAUAAGCACCGGCUUACGUUUCACGACUCUGCCUGACCACACAGGAUUCCCGUAUACGAUGACACUCACCCUAAAUCCCCUGAUGGGAAAUCUCUCGUCCACAUAUGCCGUCAAGGCUGGUCGCAAUCUUGCACUCUGUUCACGGUUCGAUUUCAACUUUUACUCGUAUGAAAGUGAGCUGCAGCUUGGAUGCGAACUAUGGCGGCGGCGUCGGAGCACAGGGGUUGAGUGGGCUGUGAAGAAGAUGCAUUCGGACCGGGAACGAGCGACAGAUGCACCCGAUGAUGACGUUUCCGGCAUUCUGAAAGCUCGAGUGGAUCAAGCCUGGCGCAUUGGUCUGUUGUGGGAGGGCCGCAUAAAAGAACUGAUGUUCACAAUUGGCGCAAGCCUCGACUUGAGGAAAAGGGAGCAGGUCUUUCGAGCUGUCGGUGUUGAAUUACAAUACUCGUCCUAA
Messenger RNA from Periconia digitata, 1185 nucleotides. The record is from the annotation of a GenBank genome assembly. NCBI's taxonomy places the organism in Eukaryota, Fungi, Ascomycota, Dothideomycetes, Pleosporales, Periconiaceae.